AUGUCGAAAAUUGCGGAAAAGUGCUGCAACCCGUUGAUCGGAAUAAUAAUAUUUCUGUGCGUCGCCCUACUCAUCAUCCUCGCCGCCGUCAUCGUUCUGAAAUUGAGCAAAACGUCGGACGGCGUGGUCCCAGAAGCCCAAAAACUCGUCGCUUCGACCGAAGAAACGAUGACGACGAAAACCACGAAAAUCCCAGUGAAAAUGAGUGAAAAACCGGCGAGAAAUGUGUGCGAAUCACGCGAAUGCAUCUGGUUGGCCCAUCAAUUGGUGAGUCGCGUUUCUCUUGAAAUUUCUGUAAUUUUAAGCGAAAAAAGUGAUUUGUUCCGUUAAAUUGAAAAUAAUUUCAGCACAAUUACGGCGAUUCGAAAGCGGAUCCAUGUCAGGAUUUCUACAAGUACACGUGCGGAAACUUCAAAGAACACACGCCCAUCGACGGAUCGAGACUUAGUUUUAAAAAACAGAUUGUCGGACGGUUGAUUGAGGGUUAGUAUGGGCGCAAAAGACGAAAAACGCCGCGGCGCCCGACAAGCAUUUUUUCGGGCUAGUAAAUUCAAAUUUUUGCAGAUUUCCUCCUCAAAAACGAGACUUCCAGCUCGAAAUCUGAAAAUGUCUUGCGAAUGCUCUAUGGAAAGUGUGAGGAAUUGAAAAAUCCGCGGGUACAGCUUUUCCGAACAGUUUUUUGCAACAAUAUUGUCUUUUGCAGGUCGGUGACCGUAAAAAGGGCGAAAUUUAUCGCGAUUUAGUGGAUGAUAUUCGCAAAAUUGGCGCCUGGCCGAUGAUCGAUCCGAAAUGGGACGAGAAGAAUUUCAAUUUGAAUCGUUGGUUUUCUUGUUGAAAAAUCUGAAAAUUUUCUGGAAAUUUGCAGACAUGCUCUCCACAAUGGCCUCCCUUUUUUCGCUCCGUUUCGGUCUUUUCCGAAUCGUUGCGAUCAACGAGAGAAUUGAGAUUCGACCAGAUCCGCCACUACGGAUGCCACUCGAGGAAUUGUUCAGAGUAACUUGA
This is a messenger RNA of Caenorhabditis sp. 36 PRJEB53466, 1002 nucleotides long. The record is from the annotation of a GenBank genome assembly. Lineage: Eukaryota; Metazoa; Nematoda; Chromadorea; Rhabditida; Rhabditidae.